This is a messenger RNA of Tribolium castaneum (red flour beetle), 1243 nucleotides long. RefSeq lists its product as uncharacterized. Gene Ontology annotation, biological process: signal transduction. Gene Ontology annotation, molecular function: protein binding. Bases 208 to 1161 code for a protein of 317 amino acids. Lineage: Eukaryota; Metazoa; Arthropoda; Insecta; Coleoptera; Tenebrionidae. The transcript is spliced from 3 exons. The record is from RefSeq and is a predicted model, not a curated record.
AAAUGUUUGGUUGAUUUGAACUACUUCAAAUGUCAAAGCGCCACUUGUGACAACAAACAAAUUAUUGUUUGUGUGUUUUUUUGUGUUGGGAAUGGUGUAGGGGCUCGGGCCCCCAGUUUUCUUUUUUGGAUUCUUAUUUAUUCAAAAAUGUGUGCUUGUGUACAAGUUGUGUAAAUAAUCAGUGAGUUUGUGCGACAUAACCUCUAAAUGCUUCCAAAAAUGAAUCCAGUGUACGAUUACAUUCAGCGAAACCGGGUUUUGGCAAAAAUAGAAAAAGCUCAUGGAACUAAAGCAACGAAUUUAGCGCUAGAUGAUUACGACCUUGUCAAAUUUCCCCCCUUGUUGGUGAGCUGUGUCCACCUCUCAUAUCUAAACAUUGGUCAUAAUCAAAUCACUGAACUGCCCAAGUGUCUCGGACAGCUCAAGAAUUUGCAAAAUUUGUCUCUGGAGUACAAUAACUUCGAUCGUUUCCCUGAAGUACUCAAGGAUUUGCCUCAGUUGAUUACUCUAAACAUAAGCCAUAAUCCGAUUAAAGACUUGACUAGAGAUAUUGGAAAUUUAACUUCGUUAGAAACAUUAUGGUGUAACCGUUGCUAUCUGGAGUCUUUACCUGAAGAAAUUGGUAAUUUAACAAAGUUGGAAACCUUGGGGGCUCGGCAUAACCUGUUAACAAAGUUACCAGAUGGAAUCUGUAAUUUAGUGCAACUGAGGUGGCUUACUUUAGAAGAUAAUCAAUUGUACACAGUUCCUAAAGACUUCGAUAAGUUACAGUCUUUAAUACACCUCAACUUGACUGAAAACAAAUUUCAUUAUAUUCCCUCAAAUAUAUCCAAAUUAAAACAGUUGAAAUACCUCCACUUGCGCUUUAACGAAUUUUAUUCGAUUCCGGAAAGUGUACUCACUACAAUGACUUGUGUCAAAAUUAAUUUAUUACAUAACCCAUUGUCCUCGACUGGUGAUAUAGAUGUGAUGUUCCCCAAUGUGAUAACAUCAAAUAAACAAUUAGAAGAUGAUACGGCGGUCGAUUCUGACUCAAAUUCCGAUUGGGAAAAUAGUGUAGCUAGUUCAGAUUUGAAUUAUUCAGCUACGGAGUCAGAAAGCGACGAUGAAGAUAUUCUAAUAGAAGUCUCGAAGUUGUCAAAAUUUCUUGUAACGUUUUGAUUGUUUCAGGUUUUUCCUUACCAUAAAGUAUUACGAGAUAUUGUGGUUUAUUUUUUAAAUAAAAGUCGGUUACGCAAAAGUA